AUCUCCAAUUAAGGCCUAAAACCCUUUUCCCCUUGCGCGCGCUUUAACGGCACCGGCGUAAUAGGCUGAGCUCCGGCGAACUUCACCGGUAAUACGCCGGUUUCGAUGUUACGAGUAGGUUCUACUCUCCGCGCAUCAAGAAGGCUCUUAAACAGACAGCUCCACUUUCAAUGCCCUAUAAUUGCCGGAGAUUCUGCAAUCGCCGGCAUAGCGCCGGUGCGUCACCGGAGAUUCAUACCGUUCAAUUACAGUAGUAGUUUUGGGAAUAUAUCUGCUUCGGCCUCAUUUUUUUCCACGUUGAGUUCAAAUAGCUCGAUUUUUAAUGCACCUAAUACUGAGAGAGCUGAGGAAAAUGAUAGUGUUGAACCUAAUUUAUCAGUUGCGGGAGAUGCUGGAGUUGCUUUAUCAGAGGUAGAACGAGUGGUGCCGCGCUUAUCUGAUGGAAUUUUGGAUGCUUAUUUAGCAAUUGAGCUAGCAUUGGAUUCUGUAGUUAAGAUAUUUACUGUUUCCAGCAGUCCUAAUUACUUCCUUCCAUGGCAGAACAAGUCUCAGCGCGAAACGACGGGCUCUGGUUUUGUUAUUCCGGGAAAGAGAAUCCUGACAAAUGCUCAUGUUGUGGCUGAUCAUACAUUUGUACUUGUACGAAAGCAUGGUUCUCCAACCAAGUAUAGAGCAACAGUUCAGGCUGUUGGUCAUGAAUGCGACUUGGCUAUUCUGGUGGUAGAAAGUGAAGAAUUCUGGGAGGGCAUGAACUCUUUGGAUCUUGGUGAUGUUCCAUUUCUCCAAGAAGCUGUAUCUGUUGUUGGUUAUCCUCAAGGGGGAGACAAUAUAUCUGUCACAAAAGGUGUCGUCUCAAGGGUUGAACCUACUCAAUAUGUACAUGGGGCUAGUCAACUAUUGGCAAUACAAAUUGAUGCGGCUAUAAAUCCAGGGAAUAGUGGAGGGCCAGCAAUCAUGGGUGACAAAGUUGCUGGAGUUGCUUUCCAAAACCUUUCGGGUGCAGAGAAUAUUGGCUACAUUAUUCCUGUUCCUGUGAUAAAGCAUUUUAUAGCUGGCGUAGAAGAACGUGGUGAAUACGCUGGGUUUUGCUCUCUGGGCUUGUCAUGCCAACCUACUGAAAAUGCACAAAUUCGAGAAUACUUCCAAAUGCAGUCAAAAAUGACAGGUGUACUUGUUAGCCGAAUCAAUCCACUUUCUGAUGCUUCUAGAGUAUUAAAGAAAGACGAUAUAAUCCUCUCAUUUGAUGGUGUCCCCAUAGCAAGUGAUGGAACAGUUCCUUUCCGAAACAGAGAGAGAAUCUCAUUUGACCAUCUCGUAUCUAUGAAGAAACCAAAUGAAACUGCUGAACUUAAAGUCUUGAGGAAUGGUGAAGUACAUGACUUCAAGAUCACGCUUCAUCCUUUGCAACCUCUUGUUCCAGUUCAUCAAUUUGACAAGCUUCCGAGUUAUUUCAUUUUUGCUGGUCUCGUCUUUAUUCCAUUAACUCAACCAUUCCUUCACGAGUAUGGAGAAGAAUGGUAUAAUACCUCACCCCGUCGGUUGUGUGAACGGGCACUUCGGGAACUACCUAAGAAACCCGGCGAACAAUUCAUCAUCCUUUCACAGGUGUUGAUGGAUGAUAUUAAUGCUGGUUAUGAGCGUCUUGCUGAGUUACAGGUGAAGAAGGUUAAUGGUGUAGAAGUUCUGAACCUGAAACAUUUACGUCAACUCGUGGAAGAUGGUAACCAAAAGAACGUGAGAUUCGAUUUGGAUGAUGAGAGGGUGAUUGUUUUGAACUAUGAAUCCGCAAGAAUAGCCACAUCUCGUAUAUUGAAACGCCAUAGAAUACCUCAUGCCAUGUCUAUCGAUCUUACUGAUGAGCAAAAUGCAGCUGAACUACAGUCAGCUUGCUCAACCUAAUUUUGUAUACCAGUCGAACCUCUCUAUAACAAUAUGGUUUGCUACUAUAGAGGAUGAUUGUUAUAGAGAAGUCGGAUUGUACUCUUCACUAUUCUUUCCAAAUUUUUGUUAUUUAUAUACCUUUUGUACUUUUAUUUGAAAUAAUAAAUAUAUUCUUAUUUAUGUAGUCAUUACCUGUAU
Molecule: messenger RNA, 2079 nt
Organism: Solanum stenotomum
Lineage: Eukaryota; Viridiplantae; Streptophyta; Magnoliopsida; Solanales; Solanaceae
Product: protease Do-like 10, mitochondrial
Exons: 8
Coding region: 106-1899 (597 amino acids)
Biological process (GO): proteolysis
Molecular function (GO): protein binding; serine-type endopeptidase activity
Source: RefSeq, a predicted model, not a curated record